Molecule: messenger RNA, 867 nt
Organism: Impatiens glandulifera
Lineage: Eukaryota; Viridiplantae; Streptophyta; Magnoliopsida; Ericales; Balsaminaceae
Product: AAA-ATPase At3g28580-like
Exons: 2
Coding region: 1-867 (288 amino acids)
Molecular function (GO): ATP binding; ATP hydrolysis activity
Source: RefSeq, a predicted model, not a curated record
AUGGGUUCCCAACAAGGAGCAAAUAACUUAGGCAUGGCCAUGGCCAUCGCCGUCUUCAUGGUGAUUCUCACAACGUUCCAGCAAUUCCUCUCCAGCCGUUUCCGCCCUUACGCAGAAGGAUUCAUUCGCAGAUUCAUCUCCUCAGUAGACCCUUACGUGCAAAUCAAAUUCCACGAAGAUAGCAGCGACGGAAGCUUAAAAAACUCCGAGGCAUUUAACGCAAUCGAGACAUACCUCAGUUGUUGCUGCCUCUCCACAUCUUCCUCCUCUAGAUUCAAGGCUAAAUCUGUCAGAGACAUCAGAGAACCCAUCCUCUGUCCAGACGAAGGCGAACGCGUCACCGAUUAUUACCAAGGAAUCGAACUCUGGUGGGAAUUUAAAGAGAGGACUGAAGAUUACGACCGAUUUCGUGGCAGUGGGAGGAAGAUCAAGUGUUAUACUCUCACAUUCAGGAAAACAUGGAGGGAAAAAGUGGUCAAUGAAUACGUUAAGCAUGUGAUGGAGGAGGGGACGGCGGCGGCUGCUAACCAGCGACAAUUGAAGCUGUAUACCAAUAGCGGACAUGAUCAUGGGGAAUUCGGAAAGUGGAAGUGUAUGAAGAACUUCGAUCAUCCUGCAACUUUUGCUACUCUGGGGAUGGAGGAAUCGAAGAAACAGGACAUCAUCGACGACUUGAAGUGGUUUUCUAAUGGAAGAGAUUAUUUUAGGAGUAUAGGGAAGCCAUGGAAGAGAGGUUAUCUUUUGUAUGGACCGCCUGGGACUGGGAAAUCGACGAUGAUAGCGGCUAUGGCGAAUUUGUUGGGUUACAAUGUUUACGAUCUCGAACUGACGACUAUAAGGAACAAUGCAUCGUUUAAGGGAUAUUGA